Molecule: messenger RNA, 3708 nt
Organism: Aspergillus affinis
Lineage: Eukaryota; Fungi; Ascomycota; Eurotiomycetes; Eurotiales; Aspergillaceae
Product: signal recognition particle receptor subunit alpha
Exons: 4
Coding region: 1-3708 (1235 amino acids)
Biological process (GO): transmembrane transport; SRP-dependent cotranslational protein targeting to membrane
Cellular component (GO): signal recognition particle receptor complex; endoplasmic reticulum membrane
Molecular function (GO): signal recognition particle binding; ATP hydrolysis activity; GTP binding
Source: RefSeq, a predicted model, not a curated record
AUGUUGGAAGCCUUUGAGAUUCUCUCCACCUCCGGUGUGGUUCUGUGGUCGCGAUCCUACGCUACGGUGGGCGCUCAUGUGGUCAACAGCCUUAUCAACGAUGUCUUUAUCGAGGAGAAAGUUCAACUUCAGGCUACGAAUAACGCAUACCCCGUUUACAAAAAGGAGAAGUACACGCUGAAAUGGAAGAGGGCCAAGGAUUUCAAUCUGAUCUUUGUGGCCGUAUACCAGUCCCUGCUCCAUCUCGGUUGGAUCGAUAAACUCCUGGACAAUAUCUCGACCAUCUUCCUCGAUCUGUACAAGGACCAACUGAAGAGCACCCGCGCUCGCAUCGUCGAGUACCCGUUCGACCGAUACUUCGAUCAACAGGUGAAGGAGCUGGAGGACAUUUCGGGUGCGAUCACCUCAGAAGGCUUCGAGGCCGAUGCGGGAGACAAAAAAGACCCGCUGGUCUCGUCUGACAACGGUGGUCCGCCGCCGCCAUCCAUGCCUGGCCUCCUCAAAGGUACGAGUUGUCUACUGCGUGAGAGAAACCCUGCUGACAACCUCCAAGCGCAGCAUCAAGCUGCGCUAGGCGUGUCGACCUCCGAUGAGAGUUCGCCACCCCAAACCCCCGAUACUUCUCGACCAUCAACGCCCGCGGCAAGUCAUAUUCUGACGGCGAAGGGUGGACCUCGUGGUUCUCGACGUGCGCGCAAGGCCGCCAACGCGAGCGCCACCGCUUCUUCCGGCGAUGAGAAAAUUCGCAAGGGAAAGACAACCAGCAGUGCGAAGAAAGGCCGCAAGUGGGAUGCCGACGGAAUGGCUGACGAGGAUGACGGCGCGGUGCUCGACUAUUCCGCGCCAGUCGACGAGACAGCGGCCCCGGCUGUGGAGGAUAUUGCAUCAGACUCUUGGGGACGGAGAACCGGCAAGGGUCAAUUUGUUCUGAAAGAUCUCGGCGACGAAGUCCAUUCGAUUCUUGAGAACGCAGAUAAUGAGAAGGCGAAGACCUCCGCAUCGUCGGGAUUCGUUGGCUCGGGCUUUAAUGCGAUCGGCGGCAUGCUGCGCAACAUCGUUGGUGGAAAGGUUCUGACCGAGGCCGAUCUGGACCAGCCCUUGAGGACCAUGGAGGAUCAUCUUCUGAAGAAGAACGUGGCGCGCGAGGCAGCCGUCCGGCUCUGUGAAGGCGUGCAGCGCGAACUGGUCGGUAAAAAGACGGGCAACUUCCAAAGCGUGGACGCGGCCCUCCGUUUGGCCAUGGAGUCUUCUCUAAGAAACAUCUUGACGCCUACCUCGUCCCUGGACCUGCUCCGUGAAAUCGAUACCGUCACCUCGCCGAAAACCCGACAAGCAUCUCCGCGCCCGUACGUGAUCUCGAUUGUCGGCGUCAACGGCGUUGGCAAAUCGACUAACCUGGGCAAAAUCUGUUACUUCCUACUGCAGAACAACUACCGCGUUUUGAUCGCUGCGUGCGAUACCUUCCGGUCUGGAGCCGUGGAGCAACUUCGUGUUCACGCUCGAAACUUGAAGGAGCUCAGCUCUCGCGAGAACGUUGGAGAGAUUGAAUUGUACGAGAAGGGGUACGGCAAAGAUGCUGCGAACGUCGCCAAGGACGCCGUUGAAUACGGGGCAGCUCAGAAGUUCGACGUGGUUUUGAUCGACACCGCCGGUCGUCGCCAUAACGAUCAGCGUCUGAUGUCGUCGCUAGAGAAGUUCGCCAAGUUCGCGCGACCGGACAAGAUCUUCAUGGUUGGAGAAGCCUUAGUCGGUACGGAUAGUGUGAUGCAGGCGCGUAACUUCAACCAGGCCUUUGGUACAGGGCGAAACCUGGACGGGUUCAUUAUCAGCAAGUGCGACACCGUUGGCGACAUGGUUGGCACCUUGGUUAGCAUGGUACAUGCCACUGGCAUUCCCAUCGUGUUCUUGGGCGUUGGUCAGCAUUACGGGGAUCUGAGAGGGCUCAGUGUGCCUUGGGCGUGUGCGCGUGCCUACCCUCCCCCCAAGAUGAAACCGUCGGAGCAUGACCCGCUCAGUCGGCGACAUUCAUCCACGCUUCAUUACCAGACGUUCGAUACUCCGCCACCGAAAUCUCGAGGAAGACCCAAUUCCGGCCAGUCGGAGUCGUCGGGAAUACAUUCGCAUGACCCGCAAGACGAAUCCCAUCGUCAUGGGACUGAUCACCAUUCGCCUCUGCCGAAGAAGCAGAUGGCUGUCCUGGCGCUGAUCUCCCUCUGCGAACAAACGGCGUUCAACUCGAUCAGUCCUUACCUGCCGGAAAUGGUUUCCUCUUUUCCGGAGGUGAAGCCGGGGUUGGUCGGUGUAUACGUUGGGAGUCUCGCCACUGCGUUCGCGAUUGCGCAGUUCAUAACAAACUACUUUUGGGGGUGGCUAUCGGACCGAGUGGGACGGAAGCCGGUGAUCUUGCUGGGGACCGUUUUGACCGCGGCGUCUUUCUUCGCGUUCGGUUUCUGCAAGACGCUGGUGCAGGCUAUCAUCGUGCAAGCCGUGCUGGGUGCCGUCAACGGAAACCAGGUCUUGGUGUCCACCUGCCUGGGUGAAAUCACGGAUCGAAGCAACCAGUCGAAGGCGUUUACCUACCUCCCGGUACUUUAUGGGGUGGGAGGGAUUACUGGCCCUCUGCUUGGAGGGCUGUUGAUUUUCGAUACUCUUCCGUGGGACUCGAGUAAACCGAAUCCCUACCCCUACCUCGCGCCGAAUGCCCUCUCCGCCGGACUUCUCAUACUGGAUUUGAUCGUGUCUGUUUUCUUUUUGGAAGAAAGUCUUGAAGACGCUGAGAGUCUGCCCAAGAUCGGGCAUAGGGUUCGGUCGUUUUUCUCCUGGCUCUGGCAGUUUACGAGCAUGGCGAAGCGUGCGCGCUGGGUUCACCCGCCCCAUACGGUUCCGUAUCGUCCGCUCCGGCAUCACUCUUCGGAGUCUCAGGAUCACGAUAGCGAAUUAGACUCGGCCUCCGAGGCGUCAGGUCCCCGGGGGACUGACCACGAGAGUCUCACCAGCGAAUUGUGGAAUCGCGAUACGAUCUUACUUUUGACGACGUAUCUGAUCUUCGCACUGUGCAACGUCUCGUUCAACGCGCUUUUCCCUAUCUUUUCGCAAGCCGCGCCUCCCACCGGUCGAGGACUGACCCCUGAAGAAAUCGGUCUUGCACAAGGGUUCUCCGGAUUUAUCACUAUCCUCUUUCAGAUUUGCAUUUUUGGCCGGCUGCGGGAUAAAAUGGGCAAUCGAUGGUCUUACCGAGCCGGUCUUUUCGGCUUCGUCGUCGCGUUCAUCCUAAUGCCCUUCAUCGGAUACAAAGGGAAGGAUGUCGAUGGGAAGGUCAGCGGCAAGACUGCCCUAAUGGCGGCGGAGCUUUGCUUUGCUUUGCUCGUCAAGACCGUGGCUACGGUGGGCGGUUUGACCAGCGCACUACUUCUUAUCACCAACUCUGCCCCUGACCACGCCGUCCUCGGCGCCCUCAACGGCCUGGCACAAACCCUCUCCGCCGCCGGCCGUGCUGUGGGCCCCUUCAUCUCCGGCGGUCUGUUCUCUCUCGCAUCCCGCGUCGAACCCAAAGGUGAAGCCAUGGCAUUUGGAGUCUUCGCCGCUGCAUCCUUUGUCGGGUUCAUCCUGAGUUUCGGGAUCCGCGGACGAUCUCUGGAAGCAGAUGGUUACGAGAGCGACGACGCGUACAAGUCUGAUGACGAGGAAGACCCGCACUCCCCUUCAUAG